Molecule: messenger RNA, 453 nt
Organism: Bactrocera latifrons
Lineage: Eukaryota; Metazoa; Arthropoda; Insecta; Diptera; Tephritidae
Gene: pen-2
Product: gamma-secretase subunit pen-2
Exons: 3
Coding region: 80-385 (101 amino acids)
Biological process (GO): Notch receptor processing
Cellular component (GO): gamma-secretase complex
Source: RefSeq, a predicted model, not a curated record
CCCGCCGAAUUGUGUUUAUUAUCAGCUGUUUAUUCGUCAUAGUAAUUCAAGUAUAUUUAUAAUUUUUCGUUCAAACAAAAUGGAUAUUUCUAAAGUAACAAAUGAGAAAAAACUGCAGCUCUGUCGAACUUAUUUCAUAGCUGGCUUGGCUUUUUUACCCUUUCUAUGGACGAUCAACGUCUUUUGGUUUUUUAAUGAUGCAUUUCGCGCACCUGCUUUCCCAGAGCAAAAAAGAAUAAAGAAAUUUGUGAUCUCGUCGCUGAUAGGUGCACUGAUUUGGUCAGUCAUACUUAUAACCUGGAUAAUUAUAUUCCAAACAAAACGUGCCGAAUGGGGGGAAAUGGCGGAUAGAAUGAGUUUCAUUAUACCACUGGGUAUUGCUUAAAUAACAUUUCGUAAAAUUCAUUUUAGUACUUGAAUCAUUAAAAAUGUAAACAAAUUGACUUUCUUAUU